AUGGCGGCAACAGGGUGGCGCGUUCUGCUGCUGGGCGUCCUGGCGAUGGCGGCCUCCGCACAGAGCCCGACCCAGAUUGGUACGCGCAUACUCUUUCUCCCUGCCACUGCCUCUCCAGGUGGAACGGGAAUGACGGAAGGUUAUGGUUUCCCCAAUGCAGGGUUCAACAGCAUCGAUUGCGGCCUCGGCGGCGACUCUAAUUACACAGAAGUGCUUGAAAGAGAUGGAGCGUUCCUGUUUAGGAAGGAACUGGAAGAGCGGGAAGAACAGAGGAAGAGAGAGAGAGAGAGGAAGAGAGAAACAAGAGAAAGCAAAUCUUCCUCUUUCUUAUAAAAUCGAUGAAUACAAGCGAAUUAUAUAGGAUCAAAAUAGAUCUGUUGGAUGGGGUCCCGUGACGUCGUCUCCACCGUAGUUUUAGCCGUUGGAUUGGCUGGGGCAAUGAUUAUGGUGUCUAUGAGGCAUGCGUUGUUGUUGAAAACCUUAUGCAUUAACAGUUCCCCGCAAGCUAACGCUCGGAACGAGAUUUAGCUUGUUUCUUAGUCAUUGAAAACGACUUUUGAGGAGAGGCUUUGUUAGGAUGUCAACGAGCUGAUGAGUGCUGGGAAGAAAUCUGAUUUGCAAUUGUUUGGCGGUGACCCUUUCACAAAUGAAGUGAAAAUUGAUCUCAAUGUGUUUUGUUCUAGCGUGGAAGACGGGAUUAACAGAUAGAUAUGUAGCUCCUAGAUUGUCGCAGUAGAGAAUUGGAGUGCCUUGUGGAUUGAUCUGAAUUUCAUUAAGAAGGGAAUUUAGCCAGAUAAACUCAGCAGCCGUGUUUGCUGGAACUUUAUACUCAGCCUCUGUACUUGAUCUUGAGACGAUAAAAUGUUUCUUCGACGACCAGGAGAUCAAGUUUCUUCCAAGAUAAACAAGAUAACCACUAGUGGAUCGGCGAUCAUUCUUAGAAGAGGCCCAAUCUGCGUCACUGUAGGCUGUGAGCUGAAGAAGAGAGUUAUGAGAGAGAUGAAGGUUCAAAGUAAUUGAGCCCUUUAGAUAGUGAAGAAGAUGCUUGAGGGUUUGCCAAUCUUCAUGAGAGGGGUUGUGCAUUUUUUGAUAUGCCCAAUUCACAUAAUAGGAUAUGUCUGGACGUGUUAUUGUGAGGUAGUGUAGACCACUGAGGAUGCUUCUAUAAGUCUUAGGAUCAGGAAGUAAAGUGUUGUUGGGAAAGUCAGUUAUGAAGGUUGACCAUGGAGUUGACAUUGACUUGCACUGAUCCAGGUGUGCCCAUUGAAGGAUUGUAGCUAGAUAUUUAGAUUACGAGAGAAGAUAACCUGUGAAAACAUGAAGUAAUUCUAUUCCAAGGAAAAAGUGAGCAUGCAUUAGAUCCUUAAUGGUAAAUUUUAUAUUCAGUGAUGAAAUAAGAAAAUUAAUAAAAUGAAAAUUUGAUUCAAUGAUUAGUAGAUCAUCAACAUAAAUUAGAAUAAACAAUGGUUCAUUUAUGAAAAAAAAUAAGGAGGUAUCUAUUUUGGAUCUGAUAAAACUGAGAGAGAUAAGAGGAUAAUUUGGAAAACCAUGCUCUAAGGGAUUGUUUUAAUCUAUAGAUAAAUUUAUGAAGUUUGCAAAUGUGAUUAGGGAAAUUGGAGUUCUUGUAUCCCUCUAGUUGCUCCAUGAUGAUACUCUUAGUGAGAUCUCCAUGAAGGAAGGUGUUGGACACAUCCAAUUAAUGGAUGUGCCAUUGUUGACUAAUAACUGUGGAUAGAAGGAGCCUUAUAGUUGUAAUUUUGAUGAUAGGUGAGAAAGUAUUGAAAUAAUCGAACCCUUCUUGUUGAAAAAAAUCUUUUGCCACUAAUUAGGCUUUAUACUAGUCUAUGGACUCAUCAGAUUUAAGUUUUAACUAGUAGACCCAUUAACACCCAAUUAUAUGUGUGUUAGGAGGCCAUGGGAUUAAGGUCCAAGUUUGAUUUUUUUGGAGAGCCUCAAACUCUGAUUGCAUAGCUUGUCUCCAUAAGGGAUGUUUGGAGGUAGUGGAGAAAUUUUUGGGUUCCUUAUGAGAGAGAGUAAGAUGGUAGCAUUGGGGUAACGAAUAUUUAGUUGACAAGGUUGUUAAAUAAGAGGAAGUUAGAGGGACUGCUGUGGUAUCCCUAUAGAGAUGACUGAUAUGCCUAAAUUUGGCUGAUGGAGUUGAGGAAGAAGAUGUUGGAUCUGAAUUGUCACUAUCAGGUGGGUGAGAGGUUGAGUUAGUUAACAAGUGAGCAAGAGAAUUGGAAAUGAGAGUAAUUUCAGUGGAGGACAAGGAAGUGGUUAUGAUUGUUAUUUGGUGUGAAGGGGAGAAAGUUGAAGAAGGGGUAGAAGUGGGGGGUGAGGAGGGAAGGAUAGGAAUUGAUACAUAAUUAGGAUGGAAACCUAGGAUUCCCCUAUCUGCAAUGGAGGAGUUGGAUUUGACUAGAUGUGGUGUGAAGUGAGGGAAUAUGGACUCAUAGAAUAGUACAUGAUGAGAUGUAUAAAAUUUUCUGGAAGCAAGAGACUUACAUCUAUAAUUGUGGUGAAGUGAGCUAUAUAUCCUAAAAAUAAAUGAGAUUCGGAGCUAUCUUCUAAUUUAUGUUAUGCAUAAGAUCUAGUGUACAGAUAAUAGAGGCAUCUGAAGGUUUUGAGUGUUUGAUAGUCAGGUAUAACUUUGUAAAGAACUUCAAAAGGACUCUUAAAUUUUAGAAUGGGGGUAGGCAUUUGAUUAAUAAGAUAGGUAGCUGUACACACAACUUCAUCUCAAUAUUCUUGGGACAUAGAGGCUUGUUUGAGAAGAGAUAAGGCUGUCUCUAUAAGGUGUCUAUGUUUGCAUUCGGCAGUCCCAUUUUGUUGGGGUGUAUGAGGACAAGAGAUACGAUGAUGAAUGCCUCAAUCCUAAAAAUGCUUGGUCCACCUGAAACUCACCACCCAAUCUGAUUGAAACGGAAGGAUUUUACUAGAAAAAAGUCGUUGUACCUUUGCUUGAAAUUUGAUAAAGAUUUGAAACACAUCACUUUUAUUUUUGAGAUGAUAAAGCCACAUGAAUUUGCUAUAAUCAUCAAUAAAAAUUACAUAAUAAGAGAAAUGAAAAAGAGAAGUAAUGGGUGAAGGACCCCAUAGAUUGGAAUGUAUUGAUUCAAGUGGUGUAAUAGAAAUAUGAGAAGAGUUCUAAAAAGGAAGUUUAUGUGAUUUCGAAACAUUACAAGCAUGACAAAAUUCGAAAUUACUUUUGGGUAUGCAAAAUAAGGGCAGCCCAUGUUGAGUAAUGAUCUUAUUUAAUAUCUGACGUGACUUAGUCGUUGUCUAUUAAAUCACACAAAUAUUAAAUUUAUAAAAUUAGAAAAUACAAAUUUUCAGAUAUUUAGAAGUAUUUCUGAACAAAUAUAUCAAUUAUAAUUCAAUAAAACUUUCAAAAAUAGCGGUAAUUUUUCAAAUCGAUCACAAGGAUGUAAUAUAAUAUCUGGUAAUUAUUCAAAAUUUUCCUCAGAGAAUACUAUUUUAUAUGAAUUUUAUACUAAGAAAUGAAAAGGAAAUAUAUUUAAAAUUCACGAAAAAAGAAAAUAACGGUGCGGGCGUCAGGAUGACGUUAGUGCCCGAUGAAUGCGAAUCGAGCGGAAAUAGAGUUCCACCCGACGAUUCUUACGUAAGCGAUUACAGAUGAUUUAAUUGAUCAAAUUAAGAUCUGUAAAAGACAGAAGAAUUGUAAUGAAAUGAAGUAUAUGUUGGUAAAUUUAAAAUCAACAAAUUAUCACUAAAUGAAACGGAAAUUAAGUUGAAGGUAGGAAAACAGAGUUCCGGCGUCGCGGCGGCGAUGCGUUGGCAAUACAUUGAAAUUCUGAGUGUUUGAGAGGAUCGUCGUGCAGUGUCCACGGCCUCGAAGGCUCUCCUUGGACAAGGAUGACAUGGGCAAUCUUUAGAUCUUAUCGUGAAGUCUAGAGAUUAAUGAAAUGGGUCGUCGAAUCGUCUCUGGCGGCUGUCACCCAGCGGAGCGGAAAAAUGGCAACUUUGCAGCUCUCUGGCAGCUGUCACCCGAUAGAGAGGAGCUAGAUGGAGGUGGGGCGCGUGUCAAGGAGCUUCAUCCUCAGGUCCGCGCAGUAAGAGGAGGCUCUUCAUCGCAUCUAGUACGCUCACAGGAGGUGGCGACUCGUCUCCUGGUUGAUCGUCCUCUUCCUGACGACGGCUUGUUCGUCGAUCAAUCGGAGAUGAUUUACUCGAUAGAUUCGUGAUCCUUUUAUCACAAAUUGUUCAGCAAUUUUAGUAGCAAUGCUCCACAAAUCGCGUUGACGAGAUUUUCGCCGGUGAUCCAGCGAUUCUCGUUGCUUAAUCUUUCACUAGCAAUCUGCAGGAAAGUCGCAAUAAUCAGAUAAAAAUAUAUGACUUUUUACUCUAGAAGUACUCAAACCCGCGUCGGUUGUCCGCCCCUUUUGAGGAAGGUGUGACGCAAGUUUAGUCCCACAUCAGUUGUGCACCGAUUUUUUGGGCGAAUAUAUAGUAACGUUACAUUCCCGAUCAAGCACGCAUGCAUGACCACUCCUUGCCUCACAGCUAGCUGGCCACCGGUGACAUGGAAGGGGAGUGGCACACACGUGCCUCCAUCGGUUCAAGCCGCUCGAGCUCUUGCUCGCGGCUGCUCCCGACUGAGCUUCUGACCCGUUUGCGGGCCCAGCUGGCCAGCAGGUCCCCCUCAUUUUGUCUUAUUUUUAUUUUUUAUUUCUUUUUCCUUAUUUAUCUCAAAAGCAAGAUUAUAAAAAUCAUAUAAAUUCAUGUAAAAUCACAUAAUUACCUAAAAAUUCACAUUAAUCAACUGAAAAUCACUUUUCACACUUUAACAUAAAUAGAAGUCUAUUUAUCAUGAGUUAAGGCUAAAACUAUAUUAUUUACUAAUCAUUAACUCAUGAUAAUGAAAACUUAUCAAUAUCUGAAAUUGGGGAUGUCUCAAUCGAUUGUGCCAUGUAGCAAGGUCUGUCUUGGCCCCCAAGAACACUGAAGGUUGACCAUGCAGUUGAAGAAGAUAAAGUUCAUCUUCAGUUGUUCCCUUGAGGAGGAUUUUGUGGGUUUUCUCAUCCUUCACAAGAUAGUAGGUAGCAUGAAAUUCAAUGAAAACAUCAUUAUCAUCGGUAAAUUGUUUAACAAAAAGUAGAUGUUUUUGAAUGUGAGGGACAUACAAUAUAUUAUUUAAUUUUAAGGGAAAAGAAUGGGUUUUAAUUAUAGCGGUGCCAGUAGAAGAAAUAGCCAUACUUGAGCCAUUACUUAUCUGCAGCUGAUCGGGGACUUGAUAGGGAGUAUAGGAGUGGAGGACCCCUUGAUUAGGUGUGAUGUGGUGAGUAGCAACACUAUCGGGAUACCAGUUGACCGGUGCCGGUUGUGGAUUAUGAUGAGUCGUCAAGUAAGCUUGCGGCUGAGUGAUAUGUGGAAGAUUCAGGACAGGUAGGUUGUAGGCGUGUUCAGAUUGCGGUUGAAAGGCAGGGUUGAACCGUUCCCUACAUUGAAACACCUGAUGGCCAAAUUGAGAACAGAGUUGACAGCGUGGCUGCCAAUUCUGGUUCCCCCAUCCUCGUCUUCCACGAUUAUUGCCGGAUCCACGGUUGGAUUGAGACCAAUUUUGCAGAUGACCAGAAGAUUUAUCGGUCUGAUUAGUUUGGGCAAGAUUUGCUGAAGGUGCCACGGUAGAUGAGAGUGUCGAAGGAGCCAUCUGUUGGUGAUGAGCUAUUGUGGCUUCAUGGGAUCGAAGACUAGAGAUGAUAUCCUCGAAGGUAAGAUGAUUGAGAUUAGCGUUAAUGCUAAUAUCAAAAGUGCUAUAUUUGGGACCGAGGCCUCUUAAAAAAACACAAAUCUGAGAUAUUUCUUCAACAAGUUUACCAGCUAGAGCAAGCUCCUCGGCAAGCCGUUUGAAUCUUUGAAUGUAUUCUUCGAUGCAGGAAUCGCCUUUGACGAAGUUGUGGAGGUGCCGUUGAAGAUCCAUGAUGCGGGAGCGAUCGGACGAGGAGUAGGUUUUCUGAAUGGCCGUCCAGAGCUCCUUGGUGGUCGUUUUUUGACCUAGUUUAGAUAGAAUUAUUUCGGAGAGAGAGGAGUUAAUAAAGCCGAGCACCUGCUGUUCGUUGCGCCACCAGGCUUGAUAGGCAGGAUUCGGUUGAUCAUCGAUCGUGGCAGCCGGCGGGUCUUGAUCGAUGUAUUUUUGAAGAUCGUAGCCGUUAAGAAGAGGGACGAUCGUGUUCUUCCGUACCGAGAAAUUUUCUCUAGUCAAUCCGACAGGAACCACCAGACUGGUUGGCACAGCCAUGAUAAUCGAAGGCGCGAUGCGAUGGUGAUGGUGGACACGAUUUGAGAAGAGGAGGAAGAUGCCAUUAGAUCCACACUUGAGCGCCUGUAGGCUCUGAUACCAUGAAAGAGAUAGAGCGUUCCUGUUUAAGAAGGAACUGGAAGAGCGGGAAGAACAGAGGAAGAGAGAGAGAGAGAGAGAGAGAGAGGAAGAGAGAAACAAGAGAAAGCAAAUCUUCCUCUUUCUUGUAAAAUAGAUGAAUACAAGCGGUUUAUAUAGGAUCAAAAUAGAUCCCUUGGAUGGGGUCCCGUGACGUCGUCUCCACCGUAGUUUUAGCCGUUGGAGAGUUUAAAUCUUUCCUGAUUGUUGGCGAUGUUUGAUUGGCUGGGGCGACGGUUAUAGUGCCUAUGAGGCACGCGUUGUUGUUGAAAACCUUAUGCGUUAAUAGCGCUGACUAAGAUCUCGUACUCGCCGGACGAGGCCUACAUAGACACCGGAGUGAACAGAAGGGUCUCUCCGGCCACAAAUCUCUCCGGCAUAGGGACGUACUACGCCGACCUCUGGAGUUUCCCCGACGGGGUUCGGAACUGCUACGCGCUGAGGCCCGUCGAGAGCGGCGGUAAGUACCUAGUAAGGGCCGACUUCCUGUACGGGAACUACGACGGCCUGGAUCGGCCCCGACCUUCGACGUCUACGUGGGCGUUAAUCUCGCUAGCACCGUCGUGGUCGGGCAGUUCAACCGUCUGGAAAUCAUUGCCGUCGCGCCGCCGAGAGUAUACAGGUCUGUUUGGUGGAUACCGGCGGCGGGACGCCCUUCGUGUCGAUGCUGGAGCUCCGGCCCCUCCUCUAUUCCAUGUACCCCAUGGCGAACCAGUCGCAGUCGCUUCUCCUGCUGGGAAACCGGGAGAACUACGGAUGGGGAAGCAUCAUCCGGUCUCUCUCUCUCUCUCUCUCAACGAUGACCCUGGCGCAGGUACCCGGACGACCGCUACGAUCGAAACUGGUUCCCCGGCAAUGACCGGACGGCAUGGAAACCGAUAAGGAGUGCUCUGGAGGUAAAGACGGCGGCCGGCGACGAGUUUCUUGUGCCGUCGGCCGUGCUGAGGACCGCGGUGACGGCGGCGUCCCUCACCGAUGGCAUAAACUUCAGCGUCAAUAGGCUUCCCCAGGAAGAGACCCUCGUGGUCCUGCACUUCGCCGAGCUCCAGCAGCCCGCAGCCAACGAGACGAGGGAGUUCAACGUCUACAUCGAUGACGUUUUGGCCGCCGGCCCCUACCGGCCGGAGUACCUCAGGGCGGGGGAGAUGUCGUUCACCAUCCCUCCGGGUGGCGCGGCUUCGGUCCCCUACUCAAUUUUGGCCACCGCCAACUCCACUCUGCCCCCCAUCUUCAACGCCAUCCAGAUUUACGCACUGAAGCGACUGAGCUUGCAACCCACCGACGACCGCGACGGUGAGUUAACGUCCUUCAAUUUUUAUUUGUUGGACACGUACCCAACAACCGUUUUAAAUGGUUCCUCUCUCUCUCUCUCUCUCUCUCGCUAUGUUUUUAUGGGCUCAUCCUAAUAAAGGACCUAAUGGCUCUCUGCGCGUGUAUAUUCUGGUUCGUGGUGCUCCUGAUUGGCUGAAAUCUCAGCUGAGGCCAUCUCAGAUAUCAGAAAAUGGUUUCGAGUGGAGGAAUUGGGUGGGCGAUCCAUGUGUUCCAAAGAACUUCACCUGGGAAGGCCUGGAAUGCAGCAUCAACGCCACUAAUUAUUCGAGGAUUAUCUCUCUGUGAGUUCUACUAAAAUAUGGCCAUUUACGAAUUAUUCUGAUCCACCGUGUCUGGGAUUAUAUGAGCUCAAAGACUGAGAUUUGUCUGAUUUUCAGAAACUUGUCUCACAGCGGAUUGAGCGGAGGGAUUCCUCCUUUGAUAUCCAACCUCACAGCGCUGCAGUCAUUGUAAGCCUCUUCCUAAAUCGUACAGGACCAACUUUCAACUCUCCGUGGAAAAUCUGUGCUUGAUUUACAAGGAAACGUCACAACUCUUCGGAGGCAAGGACCAUGCUUCAAGAUCUGAGGACCCAUUAACAGCUUUCUAAACCCAGGUCAAAUGAGAUAGUUACAAAUAGUGGUAAUACACACAGGAACCCAAAGUAAUGAGAAUAUAAUAAACUGGGAUCAUUGGAUUCACACGCUACCAUUCAUUCUUUACUCCCAUCUUUCGAGAGAAUGAUUUAGCUUGCCAAUCCUUCUUCCCCUAGAUACGUAGGAAAGAACUGGCAGAGGAAUCGUUCUAAAGGACGAGUAAUGCAAGGAACAAGGGAUAAAUGUAUACAGGUUAAACUAGGGGAUAAGCCCAUGCAAGAAUUGAUGUUUGGGCUCCGGUUUUCUAAUGACCUACUAUUUAUGAUUCCUUCAUGAUUUUGCAUAAACAAGUUAAGAAUCUGGAUGAAAUUAUGAAGGGAUAGUUUUCCAUUAGCGUUAAGAUUAGAUUCGUUAUAACCGGUCUGUUGCUUUCAGGGAUCUAUCGCACAACUUUACAGGGGAAUACCUGCGAAUCUAGAGAAGCUACCUGCUCUCAGCUUCCUGUAAGUUCUGAAAGGUUACAACUGUUACAUUUCAUUGCGUAUAAAGGAGAAACAGAUGGUCAGAUAUCCUUGCGAUGCAGGAACUUGGCUAGCAACAAUUUGACAGGACCCCUUCCCCCAAUUCUUUAUGAAAAAUCACAGAAUGGAUCCAUUUCAUUGAGGUUAGUUUCUCGUCUAUAAUCCAAGUCUUAUAAAAAAAUUCAUCUACUUUUAGCCUACCUAGCUUUUCCUGGAGUUCCCCAUGCCACAAAACAAGACGUAUAUAGUUUUAAGACAUUUAAUGAGAAAAAGAGAGGAGAGAGGGGGAAAGGGAAGUGCCGCCCGGAGAGAACUCCGAGGAGAGAACGUUCGGAAUGUCUUUAGAUUGUCGCAAGCAGCGCUCACCACAAACCCAGUGGAUCAUUUCAUUCAGUAAAUUUCGGAUUACAAGGGAAAGAGAGGAAAAAUACCCGUGUCCCCGGUUCAGAGUAAACUGCUUGACAGGUAACAUUUACAAGUAAAUUAGUACAGUAAAGGCUGAAGAAAGUAGAGGGCCCUGGUACCUAUUUAACUCCUCGGCCUGUCACAAUUAUGACUGAGCUAGUGCAGUGAAGAAAUAAUAAGAAGGCGGCCCUGUCGAACUGCAUAUGAUACCUGCAAUGCUGUGGUUUUAUUUGGAUCUGCAUGCUCAACAAACGAACCCAAAAACCGAAUGAAAGAUGCAUCUCGACAUGACUUGUUAGGCUCAAUCACACAAAUGAAUCCAGAAGCUGAAUACAAAAGACCUCAUGGGAUGGAAUCUGUAAAAAUGUUUCUCAUUAGUUUCAUCAACUUUACCUGAAACGAAUAAUUAGAGGACCAAUAUAUGUUAUAUCCAAGCUUCCUUUAUUCCACAGAAGCACGCUUCGUCCAGCAUUCAAAGUAAUACAGACCUUUCACCAUGGAUUAGGAAAAAGGAACUAUGUAUUCAUUUUGGGCAAACACACUAAACUCGGCUAAGUAACAUGGGUUGAUCGGCUGGGAUACAUGUAGGACAUAAUAGGUAGGGCAUUUGGGUAUUAAUCGUGUCUUCCACUAAUAUGCUACUGUUAUCAUGACAUACUUUCAGCGUCAACAACAAUCCAAUUCUGUGCAGCACAGUGAAUAUAUGUGAGACAAGAGAACAGAAAAGAAAGAAUAUUGUUCCGAUUGCAAUAGCUAUAUCAGCAGCCCUUGCAGUAGCCUUUGUAAUCUUGAUCAUAGUGUGCAAAGUGAAAAGGAGAAAGGCUAAUGACUCUCCAAGCAAAACACAAGGUAUAUGUCCAUAACGUAUGAUACUCUUUUCUUUGAUAAACUUGCUUAUCAAACAAUGAUGCGAUGUUGCUCAUAGUAUCUUUUUGAUAUUGUCUUGUUCAUUUCAAUAGGUUCGUAUGGAAAGAAAGAUGGAGAAGAAAAUAGUUUGCAUCAUGAGAGUAACAAUUCUCAUUAUCUGACAUCAUAAGAAUGACAAAUAACUUUGAAAAACAAAUCGGUAGAGGAGGUUUUGGAAGUGUCUACCUUGGCCACUUAGAAGAUGAAAAUCAAGUUGCUGUUAAAGUACUCUCCGAAACAUCAGCUUAAGGAGCUAAGGAGUUCAGAGCUGAGGUAACUCAUAGUAAUUGGAAUUAAGAUUCUAUGUGACUUUAUUAAAUUACUUGUUCAGUUAUUAUUUUAUCUUGUAAGAGUAAUUUUUAAUGCUAGUGCUCACAUGAAAUUUCAGGCUGAACUCUUAACAAGGGUACACCAUAAAAAUCUAGUAUCAUUGCUGGGAUAUUGUUAUGAUAACCUGUCAUUGGUCUAUGAGUUCAUAGCCAAAGGUUCCCUUGCGGAUCACCUCUCAGGUUCUCAAACACAACAUACCAUUCACAUCUAACCAGAUAUCAUGCUCUUGUAGGAUCCUUCAGUUAUUUUGAUUAUUUUUUGAAUCCUCUUUUAAAACUUCAUCGUACGUAGGUGACAAGGGCAGUAUUGACAACUUGUGUUGGAGAGAGAGACUAAGAAUAGCAACUGAAGCUGCACAAGGUGAUCCCAUGAAACAUGAUUAAUCCCUUGUCCAUGAUGUCCAUUUCAUUGAUUUUGACGAUUAUGUCUUUUAAUAUCCCUAAUUAUCAUAAUCAAGGAUGUUGCUGAUAUUUCGAAUUACAGGACUUGAUUAUCUGCAUAGUGGUUGCAAGCCAUCCAUAGUUCACAGAGAUGUCAAGACUUCCAACAUCCUCUUGAAUCAAAACCUUGAAGCAAAAUUAUCCGAUUUUGAGCUGUCCAGAGCUUUUCCGAACGAAGGCCUCACUCAUACAUCGACUGCCGUUGCUGGCACCCCCGGAUAUCUCGACCUCGAGUCCAUCUCUACUUCAAAUGUGCCAGUUUAUGAGGAACACCGAGAGCUUGGCAAAUUCAUUUAUUUGAUUCCUUUCCUUAUGUGCAGGUAUUACCAAACAUAUAGGUUGAAUGAGAAAAGCGACCUUUACAGCUUCGGAAUCGUAUUACUAGAACUUUUGACAGGAGAACAACCAAUCACUGUGGGCUCAAAUGCAGAGAAAACUCACAUUGUCCAGCGGGUGCAGUCAACCUUGGAAAGAGGGGAUGUAACCAUUAUUGCAGACCGAAGAAUGAAAGGGUAAUAUAAUGUCAACUCAUUUUGGAGAGCAGUAGGGAUUGCAAUGUCAUGUACGUCACCGGAAUCUAAUAGUAGACCAACAAUGAGCGAUGUGGUGGUGCAACUAAAGGAGUGCAUGUCAACUGAAGAAUCCACGGGCCAGUCAAGCGAUGUCGAUACGAAUGAAAUGAACAGACUCCCAGUUCAUAUGGGCCCAUGGACAGGCCAUCUGCGAGAUAAUAUCGCUCGUGUGUAAGCGUCAAGAGAUCUAAUUCCACAUAUGCAUUCAUGGAUUGAAUAAAACACCGCAUGUCCAAGCUCUGUGUAAGCAUUCAGAGGUUGUUUCCGGUCUUCUUUUUUCUAUGUGUUCAUCCUGGUUUGUCAAUGAACAAAUAAUAUUCUCAGGUGGCCGUGGUCAUGAGAUUUUUCUAGGAGGUGCUUGA
This is a messenger RNA of Spirodela intermedia, 11840 nucleotides long. Lineage: Eukaryota; Viridiplantae; Streptophyta; Magnoliopsida; Alismatales; Araceae. The record is from the annotation of a GenBank genome assembly.